Molecule: messenger RNA, 1122 nt
Organism: Beta vulgaris subsp. vulgaris (sugar beet)
Lineage: Eukaryota; Viridiplantae; Streptophyta; Magnoliopsida; Caryophyllales; Amaranthaceae
Exons: 5
Coding region: 1-1122 (373 amino acids)
Source: RefSeq, a predicted model, not a curated record
AUGUGGGACAUUGAUGAAUGUAAGGCCUCAGGCCCCGAUGGAUUUGGUAGUGCAUUAUAUAAAUAUGCUUGGGAUGAUAUUGGCAGUGAUGUGAGCAAUGUCAUUCUUGAUUUCCUGAAUAUUGGAAAUUUACUGAAAGAAAUUAAUGCAACAAGCCUUACCCUUAUUCCUAAAGGUUAUGAAAGGAAGAUAAGCUCACCUGGGUGUAUUAUUAAACUGGGUCUUAAAAAAGCAUAUGACACAGUAGAAUGGGAUUUUGUAGAGGAAAUGCUUGAAGCUUUGCAGUUCCAUGAGCACUUCAUUAAGCUGAUGAAAUUAUCCUCUGCUAUAAUGGGGACUUUUGAUGCAAGGUUUCCAAUUGUUCUUGACAUGAUUGGAUUUGUCAAAGGAAGUUUUCCCAAGGUGCAAAGUUGUAAAGUUGAACCAAAUGUCUCCUUAAUGAUGGAAGGUUUCCAAUUGUUCUUUAACACAACUGGACUGAAAGUAGGUCCGGAAAAAACAUUUGUGUUUUGCUCAGGGAUGUCUAAUGAAGAGGUUAACAAAAUUCUUGACAUGACUGGAUUUGUCAAAGGAAGUUUUCCUUUUAGGUACCUUGGCAUUCCCAUAUGCUGUAAAAAAAAAUCCAUUGCUGAAUGUGAAAAUAUUCUUGAGAAGAUGCGUGUUAGGAUAAAAGUGUGGAGUUCAAGGAACUUUCUUUCGAAAGGUGUUUCAGAUUCUAGUAGUCCUGGGAAGGUGGCUCGGAAAGAUGUUAGUAAACCUAAGAAGGAAGGUUGUUUGCGUUUGUUAAACCUUUGUAAUUGGAACAGUGCAGCCCUGGGGAAGCAUGUAUGGAUGAUAGAUACUAGGAAGGAAAAUCUUUGGGUCAAAUGGGUUCAUACUGUCUAUCUUAGGGGUCAGAAUUGGUGGGAAUAUAUUGCCAAAAAAAGUGACAGUUGGUACUGGAGGAGGAUACGACAGGUUAAAGAACAAAUGGAGAUGUGGGUUUCUGAAAACCAGCUUUGUAGUAUAUCAAAGUAUUCCAUCCAGAGGAUUUACAAAAUGAUGGAGCCUGUUCGUUUUGCUCUUGGUCUUGGGGUUUUGUCCCUUGCUGAGCUUAUUGUUUCUGGUUUUUUGAUGCAAUAA